AUGAAGCCCGUUCUGUCCCUCCUGCUUCUGCUGGCGCUGGUGUGGAGCGGCCCGGUCACCGCGCAGUCGGACCGGGACCUGGACCGGGACCUGGACCGGGACCUGGAGCUGCGUGAGCGCCGGCUGCUGCUCUCCCAGGAGUGGAGCAAGCGUGCGGUGGAGGACCUGCUGGACCACAUGGCCCUGCCACAGCAGAGGGAGUCCCAGGUCUCCAUGGCAACCGGAGGGAAGAGGAACCUGGAGCGCUCCGUCGACCCGCCCAACAACCUGCCGCCGCGCGAGCGGAAGGCCGGCUGCAAGAACUUCUACUGGAAGGGAUUCACUUCCUGCUAGCGGCUCCUGGCCGGGGUGAGGGGGCGCCGCUCGCCUGGCCCGCUCCACUGGCCCGAGCCCUCACGCUGCUCCGUGUGCUCUGCGCAGGUGACGGACCGCCUGCAUGCUGAG
Messenger RNA from Synchiropus splendidus (mandarinfish), 444 nucleotides. RefSeq names its product somatostatin 1, tandem duplicate 2 (gene sst1.2). Gene Ontology annotation, cellular component: extracellular region. The record is from RefSeq and is a predicted model, not a curated record. Gene Ontology annotation, molecular function: hormone activity. The coding region runs from base 1 to 333 and encodes 110 amino acids. Gene Ontology annotation, biological process: regulation of cell migration. Lineage: Eukaryota; Metazoa; Chordata; Actinopteri; Syngnathiformes; Callionymidae. The transcript has 2 exons.